CCCGGGUCACCUGACCAUAAGCCGCUGGACAUGGCGUCUCGCUUGGUUGCCGGCGAGCGGCUGGUGCGCGCCUUGGGCCCCGGCGGGGAGCUGGAGCCAGAACAGCUGCCCCGGAAGCUGCGGGCAGAACUUGAGACCGCGCUAGGGAAGAAGCCCAAGAGUGGUGAUUUUCCCAGUGGCUCCGCGCGCCUGGUUUCUUUCCGCUUGAUCCGAGAUCUGCAUCAGUACUUGAGAGAGAGGGGUUCCCCACUAUACCUUCAUGAGCUCCUAGAAGGCAGUGAAAUCUAUCUCCCAGAGGUUGUGAAGCCUCCCCGGAACCCAGAGCUAGUUGCCCGUUUGGAGAAGAUUAAGAUACAGCUGGCCAACGAAGAAUAUAAGCGGAUCACCCACAACGUCACCUGUCAGGAUUCGAGGCACGGUGGGACUCUUAGUGACCUCGGAAAGCAAGUGAGGUCAGUGAAAGCUCUGGUCAUCACCAUCUUCAACUUUAUUGUCACGGUAGCAGCUGCCUUCGUCUGCACUUACCUUGGAAGCCAAUAUAUCUUCGCAGAAAUGGCCUCAGGUACUCUUCUGUUCUUGGAAAGAACAUUGGCUCAGUAGACAUUUGCUCUACAGUGUUUGCCAGUUUCUGCCAGUCUGAGCUUCUCCAGACAAUACGUGAGAGAGAGGGAGGGUUCAGGCCCUUCUCUUCCACCAUAGAUCACUUUGUUGAGAAAUCUUAGAAUUUCUAUUGUUGAUUAAAAGGAAUGUCAACUGUGAGAAGAAGCGCAGGUGGCAUUUUAUAAUGUUUCUGGCAACCCAGUGUAGUUUAGAAGAUGCACUGAAUUUUUGUGGGGGUUCGUCGCUAUACCAGUGCUGAACUCUGUGGGCCAGGUAGCCUGUUGUGCCCACAUAGCCUGAAGCUUUCACA
Molecule: messenger RNA, 910 nt
Organism: Panthera uncia (snow leopard)
Lineage: Eukaryota; Metazoa; Chordata; Mammalia; Carnivora; Felidae
Gene: VMA12
Product: transmembrane protein 199
Exons: 6
Coding region: 31-600 (189 amino acids)
Biological process (GO): vacuolar proton-transporting V-type ATPase complex assembly
Cellular component (GO): endomembrane system
Source: RefSeq, a predicted model, not a curated record